Betta splendens (Siamese fighting fish) is the source of this 1846-nucleotide messenger RNA. RefSeq names its product insulin-like growth factor binding protein 1a (gene igfbp1a). The record is from RefSeq and is a predicted model, not a curated record. NCBI's taxonomy places the organism in Eukaryota, Metazoa, Chordata, Actinopteri, Anabantiformes, Osphronemidae. Gene Ontology annotation, biological process: regulation of insulin-like growth factor receptor signaling pathway. Gene Ontology annotation, cellular component: extracellular region. Gene Ontology annotation, molecular function: insulin-like growth factor II binding; insulin-like growth factor I binding.
GGCUAUAAAUACGGCUGCGCGCAGCGCACAGUUAGACAUUUUCCCCCAAAUCAAAGGAAAGACGCAACUGAGCAGGAACUGUGGGAAUCCGGCGUUUCUCUUUGAUUUCUCUCUCUGCCUUCUUCCACAUCCAGUAGACAGAUCACUAUGUUGGCCGUGGCUGGAUUAUAUUUGCAGCACGCAGUGGUGGCAGCGGUGCUGUCCGUGCUGGCCGCACGGACGUCGGGGUCCCCGGUGGCGGGGCCAGAGCCGUUCCGAUGCGCGCCGUGUACGCCGGAGAAGCUGAGCCAGUGUCCGGCGGUGGCGCCCGGAUGCGCCGAGGUGCUCGAGCCCGGCUGUGGAUGCUGCCUCGCCUGCGCGCUGCAGGCGGACGAGCUGUGCGGGAUCUACACGGCGCCGUGCGGCUCCGGGCUGAGGUGCACCCCGAGACCCGGAGACCCCCGGCCGCUGCACUCGCUCACCAGGGGACAAGCCGUCUGCACGCAGAGCACGGAGCCCGAGCCCACGCCCGAGCCACAGAGCCAAGAUCAGGCGGAGCCGGAGAGCGACAUGGACAACGCAGCCAUCGUCUCGGACCCGGGCCACUACGUCCCCGGCCACAAGCCCUACGACCCGCGGGCGUCCGCGGACGCUCAGGAGAGCAUGAAAGCCAAAGUCAACACCAUCCGAAAGAAACUGGUGGAGCAGGGGCCCUGCCACGUGGAGCUGCAGCGAGCCCUGGACAAGAUCGCCAAAUCCCAGCAGAAGUUAGGAGACAAGUUGACCAGGUUCUACCUCCCCAACUGCGACAAACACGGGCUGUACAAACCCAAACAGUGCGAGUCGUCCCUGGACGGACAGAGGGGGCGGUGCUGGUGCGUCAACUCCUGGAACGGCAAGAAGAUCCUGGGUUCGAGCGAGCUGCCGGCGGACGCCGAGUGCCCCUGAAGAGGCCGAGACAGACGGAAGAAGCAAGCCACUGUCCUUCGAUAGCUGUUUAUUUAUUGUCCAUGGUGGUGUUUAAAUCAGGUACACUGUCACUGUGGGACUGUGGCCCCCCAGACCCCCCCCUCCCGUCCCAAAGAGUAAAAAAUCUAUUUUUGUUUUUCUGAAAAGGAGAUUUUAAUAUUGAUUCCUUCUGCUCUUCAGGCUUAUUUAUUUCAACUUUAUGACAUUUUCUUUGUUAUUUUGUAAUUGAUUCACGAGUAUUUAUAUCAUUUUUUGCCUUAUUGUUAUUAUAUUAUUAUUUUUAUUGGUGUAUAAAUGUAUAUAUGUAUCUCGGCCCUGAGGAACUCCACCGCUGAGUUGAGCUCGCUCUUCCCUUAAGGAGUUGUCCGGACGUCUGGUUUGGUGACAAACCGAGAAAGAACAAAAGCACUGAGUGACCAAAUGUUGUUUUUUAUAAUCCUCCUUUUUUUUAUUAGUUUAUUUGCUGUUGUCGUCGUUUUGUUUCUGACACAUUAUCAACUCUUGACAGUGAAUGCAGUCGGAAUCCUUGGAGCGUCUCAGACAACAUCCCCCAUGAACGCGUGGGGCUGCAGAUAGCAUGACACACGGGUAUCUCUACAUUAACCUACCUCUGAUAUUUGAGUCUCUGCCGCCAGUUGUGUUGACGUUUCUGCCAGACUUUUUUAUUUGAUUUGACUUUGUUUUAUACGUUUGCUGUCUUCUCUGACCAAGAACACAUGACCACAAAGAGCCUCAGCGUGCUCUGCUCUGUCUACAUGCUGCUGUUGGAGGGAGAAUUACUGUUUGGUGUGAGUCUGUUCCAAAGUGACUAACUGCUCACUCGUGUGUAUGUACACUUUUGUAACUGAGAUGUAAUGUAAGAAAAAAGGUGAUAUAUUUAAUAAAAACAUUAGCCUCA